AGCGACAACACGACCGAGAGAGGCAACCAAAACUUCAGUCUGUUGAAUGAGUGCUUACGAGGUGGUGCUCCCAACGGGCCUGUGAAAAGGGAACAACAGAGCGGCGACACUACCUGUUGCACAGACGACGUGUGCCAACUUGCGAUACCCUCACACCCUCUUGUCUCGCCCUCCCCCUCGCGCCCCCGCACCAUGUCGGACAUCCCGGACAACGCCCCCGCGCCCCGCCUGUGCGUCGUGACCAAGUGGCCCGACUUCGAGGGCUACGGCUUCAACCUGCACGCCGAGAAGUCCAAGCCGGGCCAGUACAUCGGCAAGGUGGACGCCGCGUCGCCCGCCGAGGUGGCCGGCCUGCUCGAGGGCGACCGCAUCGUCGAGGUCAACGGCGUCAACAUCGCCAACGAAAACCACAAGCAGGUGGUGCAGCGCAUCAAGGCGGUGAGCAACGAGACGCGCCUGCUGGUGCUGGACCCCGAGGCCGACAAGUACUACAAGGCCAAGAACAUCGUGGUGCGCGGGAGCCAGAGCAACGUGAUCACCAAGUCGUCGGUUCGAGCCCCGCCGUCCCCCCCGCCGCCCGAGCCGCCCGCGACCAACGGCCACCACCAGGACGACGCCGACGCCCGCUCCGUCAGCUCGGCCGCCUCGUCGUCCGCCGCCAGCGAGGCGUCCACGCAGCCGCAGCCGGCGCCCGUGCCCGAGGAGAGCGCCCGGGACGCCGCCCCCGAGGACGAAGGCGAGGCCGCCGCGGCGCCUCUGGACUCCCCCCCUUCUCCCUUACCCGAGGAGGACGACGCCAGCUCUCGGGAGGGGGAGGCCGAGGAGCGUCCCGAGGAGGAGCUCCGCGAGCCCUCCCUCGAGGGCGACUCGCUCCCUCCCGAGGGCGAGCUGGCCUCCUCCGAGGCGGCCGCGACGCCGAGCGAGGAGGGCGCGCACGAGGAGGCGGAGGCGGACGCCAAGUCCUCGAGGUCGUCCUCGCCCGAGCCCGAGCCCGAGCCCGAGCCUGAGGUCAAAUCUGAGGUCGAACCCGGACCCGAGGUCGAACCUGAGCCCGAGGUCGAGCCCGAGCCAGUAGGCGAGGCUGACGCCGAGUCUGACCUCGAGGCCGAGUACGACAACGUGCUGCUGGCGGGCGGCCAGGGCUUGGUGGCGGCGAGCGAGGAGCCCGCCGCCGCCGCCGCCGCCGCCGCCUCCCACUCGCGCCGCUCCUCGUCGGCGUCGUCGUCGGCCGCCUCGCACUCCUCCCGUGGCUCCGACGCCGCCCACACUGACCACUCCACACAGAGUCCCAUGAGCACCUCCCCAACGCCGCCGCCCUCGCUGGACAAUACCUCCAACACCGCCAAGAGCACGCCUACGCCCACGCCGGACCCCACGCCCACGCCCACCAAAGCCACCACCACCUCCUCCUCUUCUUCCUCUUCUCCGGCGAGCACCCCCGCCCCCACGCCCACCCCGUCCGUGGCCUCCAACAAUGCCUACAACUCGAGCGGCCUGAACCUGAACAUGUCUGCGGCCGAGAUGCGGGCAAUGCUGGCCCGCAAGAAGAAGGCUGACCCCCGCAAGGACACCCUAGACCUGCGGAAAAAAUACGAGAUCAUUCAGAACAUGUAGGAGACGUGUGGCUGCCGGUCCUCCUCCGUGGCGCCUUCCCCCGAUUUCCGUCCCCGUUCUUUCGUUCCUCCCUCUUUCGUAGCGAAGAGGAGGUGGAAGGAAGGAAGGAUAAAAUGGAAAUGGGGUGAAAGGAGGAGUGUUAUUUGGGUUAUUUCCCCCCGUUUUUUCCCCAUAUUUUGCAUGGAGCUGUUGAGACAAUCUCUGUUUGGCGAAAACGGGAUGUCGGGAAGUAGCGGACUUCCCCCUUCCUCUGUUUUUAUCUCCUUUCUUUAAUCUCCUUCGUUGAUUUACAAUUUUAUUCUUCCAGUCUCUCUUUCACCCUUUUACCCUCUUUUUUUCUCCCCAACGUACUUUGGUUGUUACAAGAUUGACAUGGGAUUUAUGUAAAUAAGAAAAAAGUAAAGUAUUCCAUUACGUCUUGUAAGUAGAUAGAAAAUACGAUGCUUCUACCCGAGCCGAGGGCCGUCCCGUCUUAGCCACGCCCGGGUCCUUGACAGUCCUUCUCAAUCCCUGUCUUGUUAUUUUUGUCUGAGCGCAAUCACCCAGCCGGAAAGCCAGCGCACUGGAGCUAUUUUUUGGAAAGGAGAGAAUAGUUUUCUCGAGUAAAGAGAUUCGUUAUGGAUAUACCCUGUUAAUUUUCUUUUCCGUUUUCUAUGAAAUGGAAUUCAGGGUAAACUUGCAUAGAUAUAGAGAGGACUGCAUAUUGAUUUUUUUUCAUCUCAUCUCUUGUGUGUUGGUGGUGUUGGGAUGAUUUAGUGUCAUCACUCGCAGAUUACAGUCAUGUGGACUGGAAGGUGAUGGCAGCAGACAAAAAAAGGUUUACAGAGAAUAGUUAUUUAGUAGUUUCAUGAUGGCGACGAUAACCAUUGCUGAGAAAGGUUUUAAAAUUUAGAAAUUGUAAUAUUCCGAUUUGCCCAACUUCUUCCCUUGUCAGCGGGGUUGUCGGAACGCCAUGGAUAAUUUCUAUUAUGUAUAUUUGUAAGUGAAUCAUGUAGUUAAGAGUUGUUAUAAAUGAGUGCUUCUGUGAUGAGAAAAGGGGUGUCAAUUGUUCAGUCGCAGGAUCCUCUGGAGAGACGCCGUCUUGGACGUCCUUCUGGGCCCUCGGCGUCCCAGUCAGGGGCCGCAGAAGGCGUCCCGAGACUCCUGCGUGGGAGUGCCUGAUUUUUUAUUUUCCUUUUUCCGAUGAGGUCACUGAGGAACUGGAAGAAGAAAAAAAA
Molecule: messenger RNA, 2831 nt
Organism: Penaeus monodon (black tiger shrimp)
Lineage: Eukaryota; Metazoa; Arthropoda; Malacostraca; Decapoda; Penaeidae
Product: Na(+)/H(+) exchange regulatory cofactor NHE-RF1-like
Exons: 5
Coding region: 193-1614 (473 amino acids)
Biological process (GO): protein localization to plasma membrane
Cellular component (GO): apical plasma membrane
Molecular function (GO): protein binding; protein-membrane adaptor activity
Source: RefSeq, a predicted model, not a curated record